AUGUCGACUCUGAAGGAGAUAUGCAGUGGUUUACCACUGGACCCUUUACCUCCUAAUAGGGGACGAGACCCCAGUGUGCCCCACGCACCCAUUCGGACCCCCAACCUCACAGCAGAGGACGAACGUUUGGCUCUGAGAAAUGCCUUGCGAUACUUCCCCCCAUCCCUCCAUGCAGCACUUGCACCUGAAUUUGCUCAGGAGCUGCGGCAGUACGGUCACAUUUACAUGUACCGCUUCUGCCCCACGUUACGCAUGAGAGCUUAUCCCAUCGAUCAGUAUCCAUGUCGCACACGACAGGCCGCCGCUAUAAUGCUGAUGAUCAUGAACAACCUGGACCCGGCGAUCGCUCAGUUUCCCCAGGAGCUGGUCACCUAUGGAGGCAACGGCCAGGUGUUCAGUAACUGGGCUCAGUUCCGCCUGGUGAUGCAUUAUCUGAGUGAGAUGACGGAGGAGCAGACCCUGGUCAUGUACAGUGGUCAUCCUGCAGGACUGUUCCCCAGCCUGUCUUCAUCACCCCGCGCCAUCAUCACUAACGGCAUGGUUAUUCCCAAUUAUUCUUCCAGAGAGCAGUAUGAAAGGAUGUUUGCUCUGGGUGUAACAAUGUAUGGUCAGAUGACGGCAGGCAGCUAUUGCUAUAUUGGGCCUCAAGGGAUUGUCCAUGGCACUAUGCUGACUGUGCUGAAUGCCGGCCGCCGCUACCUGGGCUCUGGGGACUUGGCGGGCCGUGUGUUUGUGACCUCCGGCCUGGGAGGCAUGAGUGGAGCUCAGGCUAAAGCUGCCGUCAUUGCGGGCUGUGUUGGAGUGAUCGCAGAGGUGGAUGAGGCUCCACUUAAAAAACGUCAUGAGCAGGGUUGGCUGAUGGAGGUGACCAGCGAUAUGGAGCACUGCAUUAAACGCAUCAGAGAGGCCAAAAACUCCAAGACUCCUCUCAGUUUAGGUUACCAUGGCAACAUUGUAGACUUGUGGGAGCGGCUGCUGUUGGAGUAUGACAGGACGGGGGAGCUCCUGGUGGAUCUGGGCUCAGACCAGACCUCCCUUCACAACCCCUUCAAUGGAGGAUACUUCCCAGUCCAGCUCAGCUUCCGUCAGGCAAAUCAGCUUAUGGCCACUGAUCCCAACCGUUUCAAAACCAUGGUCCAACAGAGCCUCAAGAGACAAAUUGAAGCCAUCAACAAGCUGUCUGAUGCUGGUAUGUUCUUCUGGGACUAUGGAAACGCUUUUCUCCUGGAGGCUCAGAGAGCUGGAGCAGAUGUAGAAAAGGUUGGUGGAGGAGCAACAGAGUUUCGUUACCCUUCUUAUGUCCAGCACAUUAUGGGGGACAUUUUCUCUUUGGGUUUUGGACCCUUUCGCUGGGUGUGCACAUCUGGAGACCCACAAGACCUCGCUGUAACAGACAACAUCGCUGCUAAAGUCCUGGAAGAAAUCAGCGCCAAUGUGACCGAUCGCAUCAGGCAGCAAUACCAUGACAACAUUCGCUGGAUCAGAGAGGCUGGAAAACACAAAAUGGUUGUUGGUUCUCAGGCCAGAAUCCUCUACUCUGACCAGAAAGGAAGAGUCAGCAUUGCUUUGGCCAUAAACCAGGCUAUCACAGAUGGGAGAGUUUCAGCUCCAGUUGUUAUUAGCAGAGAUCAUCAUGAUGUCAGCGGCACAGACAGUCCUUUCAGAGAGACAUCUAAUGUGUAUGAUGGGUCUGCCUUCUGUGCAGACAUGGCAGUCCAAAACUUUGUCGGUGAUGCGUUCAGGGGUGCCACAUGGGUAUCCCUGCACAAUGGAGGGGGCGUUGGAUGGGGUGAAGUAAUGAAUGGAGGAUUUGGUUUAGUAUUAGAUGGCACAGAGGAAGCUGCGAAACGAGCCAGUCUGAUGCUCAACUGGGAUGUCUCCAACGGGGUGGCUCGGCGCUGCUGGUCAGGGAACUCGAAUGCAUAUGAAACCAUGCAGUGCACUAUGGAGGAGCACAGACAGCUGAGAGUCACCAUGCCCUUCCCUGUACAGGACGAGCAUAUCCUGGACCGGGCUCUGCAGGGCUGACCGGCACUGGUGUAUCUGAGACCAGAACCGCCUGUUUAACACACACACUGGAAAUCAACAACACAGAUAUCU
Molecule: messenger RNA, 2100 nt
Organism: Sphaeramia orbicularis (orbiculate cardinalfish)
Lineage: Eukaryota; Metazoa; Chordata; Actinopteri; Kurtiformes; Apogonidae
Product: urocanate hydratase-like
Exons: 19
Coding region: 1-2028 (675 amino acids)
Biological process (GO): L-histidine catabolic process
Molecular function (GO): urocanate hydratase activity
Source: RefSeq, a predicted model, not a curated record